Molecule: messenger RNA, 816 nt
Organism: Rotaria sp. Silwood1
Lineage: Eukaryota; Metazoa; Rotifera; Eurotatoria; Philodinida; Philodinidae
Source: the annotation of a GenBank genome assembly
AUGGCUAUACGACGUUCAAAUGAUGCUGUUCUAAAAGACCUUUCAUCAUAUAAUAAAGUUUAUCAAAAUUCAACAUAUGUCGAUAGACGAAAAGAUCAAUAUGAAACGUUAGUAAGAAAUUAUUAUAGUUUAAUAUCAGAUUUUUAUGAACAUAUGUGGCAUAGAAUUUUUCAUCUUGCUAAUCGAUUUCAUUGUGAAACAUUCGCACAAUCACUUCAACGGCAUGAGUCUUAUUUAGCAUUAAAAAUCCAACUUAAACCAGGAAAUAAAGUACUUGAUCUUGGCUGUGGAAUUGGAGGACCAUUAAGAUGUAUUGCAUACUUAACUGGCGCACAUGUUACUGGUAUAACAAUUAGAUCAUAUCAAGUUCAACGAGCUAAAACAAUUGGUAUACCAGCUAAUUGUCAAUUUAUUGAAGGUGAUUUUAUGAAAUUACCAUUUGAAAAUAAUACUUUUGAUCAUAUUUAUACUGUAAAAGCUGUAUGUCAUGCACCAGACAAGGCUAAAUGUUUUGCUGAAGUUUUUCGUGUACUUAAACCAGGUGGUUCAUUUGUUGGUUAUGACUGGUGUAUAACUGAUAAAUAUGAUGAUAAAAAUCGUGAACAUAUUGGAAUAAAACAUCUAAUAGAAGUAACUAGCGCAUCAUGUCAAUUAAAAUCAACUGAUGAAUUAACUUUGGAUCUUAAAUCAGUUUGUUUUACUAUUGAAGAAAAUCGAAUAAUACCCGAAGGUGAUAUUCCUUUGAUCCACUCAGCAGACAAUUAUGCUUCAUUUUUCUCAUUUCAUAGUAUUUAUACAAAGUGGUAUGGUGCAUAG